CGUUCUGUGGUCGCCAAGAGCAAAGCCAGUUUGCACGAUAAGCAGAAGCAACUUCGUGCGCAUAUCAAGAAGCAGAAGAUGAAGAAGCAUUAGAAAAUCCAUCAUUUCAUUCCACCAUUCCCAUUUUAGAUCAAUCAUCUUUCUUUAUACAACGAUCUGUAUAUAAUUCAAUUUGAUUUUUUUUAUAGCCAUUAAAGCACCUUAUCAACGACUACGGAUUGAAGAUCAUUGUGUUGUUGAUCACAAGACCCACUAAAAAAGCGUCCAUCCUUCCAUGUUACACAUAGCCGGCCCCAUUUCUCUAUGCAACCAAUAUGAAGAGAGCGUAUAUUAUGGCGAGAUAAGCAACGCUGGAUUGCCGGAUGUUGUCUGCAGCGCUAAUCACUGGCGGUAUUUAGACUCCAGUGGACGGAGUACUGAGAGGUUGAGCGAGACUCCAACUGGUGCUGGAUGGAGCUGCUGCUGCUGCUGCUGUACUUGGUGCGGCAGCAACCGAGGCAGACGAAACGGCAUUGGCUACACUCGAUGCUGCGGUGGCCACAGAAGUAUUGCUGGCCGCUGCAGCGGGUGCGCUGGACGAUGGGAUGGCACUAGUGGCAGCAGAGGACGAUGCUGAUGAAGAUGCUGC
Messenger RNA from Umbelopsis ramanniana AG, 628 nucleotides. RefSeq lists its product as uncharacterized. The transcript has a single exon. Lineage: Eukaryota; Fungi; Mucoromycota; Umbelopsidomycetes; Umbelopsidales; Umbelopsidaceae. Bases 275 to 616 code for a protein of 113 amino acids. The record is from RefSeq and is a predicted model, not a curated record.